AAAAAAUUAAUUUGACUAAUAAAAUACAAUUUAAACACACAACUGUUAUCUUGAAGUUCUCUUUCUGUGUCAGUCUGGAGCCUGCAGGGCCACAGAAACGGCCGUGGCGGGCCGGGUUUGGCCCGCGGACCUCAAGUUUUACACAUCUGCCUUAAUGGAAGAAGGAAAACAUUUUCCAAGCUGUUUUAUUUUGUUGAGUGUUUGGGAAACAUGAAUGUAAAAGUCAGAACAGACGACCAAAUAAAAUGUAUUCAUUUCAUCUAAAAACAUAUGCGUCAAACUCGAGGUUUAUUAUUUGUGGAAGCAAUAAAAAAAAAUUCAAGCAUGUUCAAGGUUAAAAUAAAUUUAAUGAGCUGGAAAGUCAUAAAAAUGUUUGGAACAGUAAGAUUUUUGUUUUGAAAAAUAGGAGAGAAAGAUCAGCUGUGGACAGCAUCAGUUUAAAAUUUUUAGUAAUGAGUAAAUAUUUCCUAAACAUAAUGAUCACAUCAUGUUCAGCAGUUUUAAUUUGUUGCAGUUUUAUAUAAUUAUUACACAACGAGCUAGAAAAAAUAUGAGAAACCAAACGUUCAACCUUAAAGCUUCUUUUUGUCAUUUAUUUAUAUUAAUUUGUAGCAAUGAAUAACAAUAAAAACAAGCCAAACAACAUAAGGGGACUAACAUAAAAAAGCAUAAAAAUAAUAAAGAGGAAAUAUCCAAAUCACCAGACUUUUGUACAUGAAGUGACAUUUGAACAAUAGUGUGUUUGGGCCAUUGCAGAUAGAAACAGAGGAAACUCUCCCCCCCAAAAAAAUCCAAUUUCAGAAAAUUUCUAUAGCAAAACAUGAGAAUUUCUGAGUGUGAAAAGUCAAAAGUUUGCUAGAAAAACUUUCUAUCUAAGAAGUCACUAUUGCAGUAAUCAAUUAGAGUAAAGAUAAACGCAUGGAUGAGUCUCUGUAGAUCUUGAUGGCCCAUUAUAAAUGUUCUCCAGAUGAUAGAAGGCCGACUUUGUAACCGUCUUUCUGUGGCUCUGAAGGUUCAGGUCAGAGGUCAGCCUGAUCUCUAGUUUCCCACUGCAAUAACUGAAGCUGAGUGCUGAUUCUAGAUCGUUCCUCUGUAGGUCCAAAGAUAAAAACUUCAAUUUUAUUUGGGUUUGUAAAAAAAAGAAAAUUGUGAAUAACAAACCUACAGUGUAGUCAUCCUUCCACCAAACGUUCCCCUGUGCAGGAAGCAGCCAGGCAGUGGUUGUUGUUCUGCCAUCGUUGUGCUGAUGCCUGGAGGCGUGAUGCUGGGCGUCGCUCUGGCUCUUUAAGUGAAGCUGAAGCUGAUCUGAGCUCAGUUUGCUGUGACUCUGAUCCAACGGCUGCUGGCUCCAGCUGGGAGGCGUUUCCACCGUUAAAACUCUGGAUUCCUUCUUUAUUUGGUGGAAAUGAUUUAAUUUUUUUCACUCUGUUAAUUUUUAUAAACAUGAGUUAGUUUUUCUGAUUAGUUUCUCCAGUAACUCACCUCUAUGGUUGUUUUACAAACUAAAAUUAGGAUGAAAUUAAACUCCUCUCAGGUUUUGUAUUUCACUCUGACUGCCUAUGUGGACUCUGGUUCCCUGAAAUAUUUCUGUUUCUUUGUCAUCCUGUCUCUGUAUGUUCUGAUUAUCAGCUGUAACGUCCUGCUGAUCGUGUUGAUCUGUGUGAACCGGAGCUUACAUGAACCCAUGUUCCUGUUCCUCUGCAGCCUGUUUGUGAAUGAACUGUACGGCAGUUUGGGUUUGUUUCCCUUCCUGCUGGUUCAGAUCCUCUCUGAUGUUCACAUCAUUCCUGCUCCUCUUUGUUUCCUGCAGAUUUUCUGUAUUUAUACAUAUGCAAGUGUAGAGUUUACUAACUUAGCCGUCAUGUCUUAUGACAGAUACGUAGCGAUCUGCUGUCCUCUGCAGUAUAACUCCCUGAUGACUUCACAGAGGAUAGUUUUCCUGCUGUUCAUCAUAUGGCUGCCUCCCUGUCUCGCGGUCGGGGGAACGGCCUUUCUGAGCUCCUCUCUGCAGCUUUGUGGGAACGUCAUCAAUAAGGUUUACUGUAGCAAUCACUCCAUCAUCAAGCUGGCCUGUAACGACCCCACAGCCAAUAACAUCUAUGAACUAAUCAUGACUUUCUUCACAGUCUGUGUUCCUGUUUCUGUUAUCGUCUACACCUACAUGAGGAUCCUUCAGGUGUGUUUCUCUGGGUCCAAACAGACCCGGCAGAAAGCCGUCAGUACCUGCACCCCCCACCUUGCUUCUAUUAUCAACUUCUCCUUCGGUGUUUCCUUUGAAAUAUUGCAGAGCAGAUUUAACAUGAAUACUGUUCCCAGUUUUAUCAGAAUACUUUUAUCUCUGUAUUUUCUGACGUGUCAGCCGGUUUUUAACCCGGUUCUGUACGGCCUGAAUAUGUCCAAAAUACGCAGCAUGUGUAAAAAGCUGGUUCUGAACUCUGUGAGAAAAUGUUCACCAUGAAGAAGGUUUUUAUUUUGGUUUCUGGUUAAAUUAAUACUUAAUAAAAUUCACUAUUUGACUCCAAAAGGGAUUUAAAUUAUUUAUUCACACAAUAAAAAGAAUCAUAAUUCCUAUUGCAAUUAUUUACAAAGAAAUACUGAGGUUAACCUUUGACCUUUUGAAAUAAAUGUACAAUCCUGUAUGGUAAAUAGUUUCUAACUGUGUCCUAUCCUGAGAAAUAAUGAACAUAAAACGUGCAGGUGUUUGACUUUCGGUGCAGAAUAUAUUCAACUUAAAUUAAUCAAUUUAAUGUCAAAUUGUCCAUGAAAAAUGACAAAAUUAUUAAUAAACACACAAACAAAACCAUUAUUUUUUC
Molecule: messenger RNA, 2813 nt
Organism: Xiphophorus couchianus (Monterrey platyfish)
Lineage: Eukaryota; Metazoa; Chordata; Actinopteri; Cyprinodontiformes; Poeciliidae
Product: olfactory receptor 11A1-like
Exons: 1
Coding region: 1487-2458 (323 amino acids)
Biological process (GO): G protein-coupled receptor signaling pathway; detection of chemical stimulus involved in sensory perception of smell
Cellular component (GO): membrane
Molecular function (GO): G protein-coupled receptor activity; olfactory receptor activity; odorant binding
Source: RefSeq, a predicted model, not a curated record